Molecule: messenger RNA, 5977 nt
Organism: Menidia menidia (Atlantic silverside)
Lineage: Eukaryota; Metazoa; Chordata; Actinopteri; Atheriniformes; Atherinopsidae
Source: the annotation of a GenBank genome assembly
GACGCAGGUUACUUCCUGGUGCACGCAAAUCAUGGUUCCUCCAUUUUGUGCGCUGGAGCGCCGUCCCUCGCAGUCCCCCCUCCCCUCCGCGGGGCUCUCGCCAAGCCUCCGCUGUUUAAAUGGGCCAAGUUGAGAAGCGGCGGAGAGUGCAAAUCUUGUUUGGUCUGUGAACUUCAGCGUGACUUCAGCAACACACAGGAGUUUAAAAAACCUCACAACUCUUUCCAAACUUUAAACAGUUUUAACGCUACAAAAAUACUCUGGAAUAUAAAAUCUCGGGAUUUCGGUUUACGAUUCAGAUUGAUGACAUAGGGUAGCCUAUAUCAAGAUUGUUUAGCUGGUGUCAGGAGUGUUUUUUUAAUCUUAAUUGGGUAAGGAGAAGUUGUAUACUGGCCACAUUUGAGCUCCAAGUCCCCAUGAAAGAGGUGUUUUGUUUAGCUUUUUAGACUGUGCCGCUAAGUGAAAACGCCACCUCGUCUAUAAUUCAGUAAUAUUUAUGAAAAAGUUAGAUAAAAAUAUGCUCCAAUAAAUAAGAGACGCUGCGUGUAGCUUUGACCGGUAGUGAUCGCCGUAAGUAGCAUAAUGUAAGGGGCUCAGGGCUUCGCAGCAUGUCAGGUAUUAACAGAGCGAGCGAGAUUAAAUGUGGGAGGUAGGAGCUGUGAGCCUGGCGGAGAGAGCUGCCGCCGCUGCGAGCUGGAAACUACUGAAUGGGAAUCUAUCCGGCAACUUCACCAGACCGCUGUCUGACGGCGACACGGGGACUCUGCGUAAAACCAAGCGGCGCGUCUCCAAGUCUGGGUCAGCCCCACACACACGCGAAGAGGACGCUCAAGUUGGAUCGGGCGAGCAGCUUUUCACUUGUUACCGACGCUCGGCUCCCACUAACAUGCCUGCCAUCAAGAAGGAGCGGCUGGAUGGAGACGAGAUGGCAUUGACCGCGUUCAACCAGUCCGAAUACCUGGCCCCUUUAAAUGCCACCGCCAUCCCCGUGGUGACCCCGCAUCCGCCGCCCUACGACCACAUUUUUGCCCAUCACCGCGCGUACUUGGGGCUCCACGACUCGGCGCUGCAUCACCAGCACCUCCACCACCACACGGACGACUUAAUGCUCGAGAGGUUCUCCUCCAUCCCCGACUUUCAGCCCUUUUUCGACAACGGGGAGCCGUGCAUCGAGGUGGAGUGCGGGGAAAACAAAGCUUUGCUUUAUAUCAACAAACUGUGCCAGGGCAGUAAGGGACCCUCAAUUAAAUACAGGGGCGAGUGGCUCACCCCCAACGAGUUCCAGUUUGUCAGUGGACGGGAGACCGCCAAAGAUUGGAAACGGAGUAUUAGACACAAAGGAAAAAGUCUCAAGACUCUUAUGUCCAAAGGAAUCUUACAGGUGCAUCCUCCGAUCUGUGACUGUCCUGGUUGCAGAAUUUCUUCUCCAGUGUGGUGUCCUCGGGGCUUGAACCGGCGGCACGGCGCCAAGCCUGGAGGCCUUGCAGGUGUGCCACAAUUAUGGCAUCACCGCGCGGCGUUUUUGCGUGUAGAGCCGUCCCCCGUGCUGCGGAAGUGUUGCCGGAAGCAGUGGGAGCUCACCCCCAGUUCUGCGUCAGUGCCACUAAAGAAAGGACUGGGGCUUUCCGGGAGGAGGGAGGAAGGGAUGGGGGCUAACCGCGGGCGCUUGGCAGAGAAACGCUCCAUCCCCCUUCCACCCAACCGGGUGCCCAAGAAGGAGCUGGCCUCCAUCUUCAGCAGUGACGACAGCGAAGGCAGUGAUCGUGCCAGUGGGGAUCAUGCCCACAUCAAGCAGGAAGACGAGUUGCAUUACAGUACCAUGAGAAAGAGUCGUGACAGUGGCCUCUCUACAAUUAUCUCCAACCUACACCACACCAGACAGCACGGCAUGCCCGAGGGCCAGUCAGUAUCAGACCACAGUACCAGUGCCGGACACACAGGACUGCCUCCCUCCUUCUCUUCCGUGCUACAACCCUCCCUCCCCAGCCGCUGGCGAUUCAGAGCCUCUGGGAUGGAGGAGGAGGAGGAGGAGGGGGAGGAAGGGGAGGAGGGGGAGGAGGGAGGCGGAAGGAGGGGAGGGCAGGGCGCCGGCGCUGACGCUGAGAGUCUGGCUGCCUGUGGAGACUGUAAACCAUCAGUGGUGGUGCAUCCUCCUCUCGGCAUGAUCAGAGUUGGCUCUCGCCUCAGCUCCAUCAGCCGCCCCCAUCCGCUCCUCUCCCGCCCUCCCCUCCUGUUCCCAGCUGCAUUGGCCCCUGUAAUGUGGAGAUUGAUCGGGGGGCUGCGGCUGGCGGCCCACCCCACGUCCCCACCUGUCACGCCCCCGCCCUUCAGCGCCGCUCUCCACACAGACCCCCCUCUCCCACCCCCUCGGCCUGAUAAAGAUGACAGAUUAACGGAGCACUCGCUCAGGAGACGCGGUGUCUUAAGUGAGGUCGGCUCAAGAGACGUCUCGAAUGGGCCUCUAGGCAAAAGGAGAAGCUUUUCUCCCAGUAGCAGCAGUGAGUGUCCCUCUGACACCAAGAAGUCACGCAGCGUAUCUCCAAAAGCGCCACUCCUGCUCGCCUGCCCGGGGCCAGACUCGGGUUUCAAGAAGGAGGAGGUGGUAAAAAUAACCCCUGCUUUCCUCUGCUUCUUCCUUCUCCACCUCAUCUUCUGUCUCCCUCUUCUAACUCUUGAACCACCUUCCCCUAUAUCCCUGACCAACCUUACCUUAGAUCAUGUUACUAUUGACAGAAAGAGGGAGGAGGGAGAAAACUCCCAGAGCCCAGUGGUGGAGGCAGGUGGCAGUCACGGCCACAUGAGCCCCGAGGAGCAUUAUCGGCGUAUGAUGUCGGUGCUCAGCGAGCAGGGGUCCUAUGAGGAGCAGCAGCAGCGCCUCUACCAGCUAGCAAGUAGCAUGGGCCUGCCCAGCCAUGACCUGCUGCGCGCUCGUCAGGAGGCGCUGGCGGCAGCAGUGAGGAAUCCCGCAACCUUAGAAGCUCACUUGCCCUCUGCGGGCAGCUCUUCAUCAUCCAGCCAGAGACGUAAGCAGGGCCUGCCACAGCAUCGGGACGCACAUUACACUGACAGAGACCUGGCCCACCCUCCUCCCCUCUUGUCGCCUCCAACUGCUCCUCACAUUGCCUUAGGACCUCAUCUGCGGCCGCCUUUCCUGGGCAUGCCCUCUGCUCUUUGCCAGGCCCCUGGUUAUGGCUUCCUCCAACCAGCUCAAGCUGAGAUCUUUGCCCGGCAACAGGAGCUCUUAAGGAAGCAAAAUCUGGCAAGACUGGAGAUGUCUGCGGAGCUUUUGCGGCAGAAGGAGCUGGAAACUCUUCACCAGCGACAGCAGCAGCAGCAGCGUCUGCUGGGCUCUGACCCUUUGACCGCUCUGCCUCCCGGCCUGCCCCACGACCACCCAGCCUUGCGGAGUCUUCACGACAUCCCGGAGGGACACUCGCUCCGGGAGGAGCUGGCCCGCCGCUCAAACGCCAUGCUGGUGCUUCGGCACGGGGCGGCCACGCCCCUCCUGACCCUCAACCAGCAGCAUCAGCAGCCGGGAGCGUCCUCCGCACCCAAAGAAAGCCAGGUCCAGAGCUCCGUGCUCGGGGCGGAGGCAGAAUCCAGAAAGGCGUCCCGCAGAGACCCCCAGACACCCAUCCGCACCGUGGAUCACAGAGGAGGACGAGAGGACAGGAGACGGGACGAAGACCUGGAGUCUCGCGAUGAAGAAAUGAAGGACUCGGACAGCGAGGCGGAGAUGUGCGACGAGAGGCGGGACGGCGCCAAGCUCAAUAAACCCAGAGACAAGGACAGGGGCAGAGGCAAAGAGGCCAGCAGCAAGGGGGGGUGUGAUCGUGCCAAGGAGGCGGGAGAGAGUUCAGGCAGGCUGAGCGCCCCGUGUAGUUCAGCAGGUACGGAGUCGCCCAGCCGCCACCUCUUCACUCCUGGACUGGGCAAAGCUGACCUCAAGUACCACCUGCCGCCGGGGUUCAUGCCUCCGCUGCCCGCUCUGCACGCCCAGACGCUGCCCUUUGCAUUCCCCUACGCCAGCCCCUACUUUCACACGGGCUCUUUGGGAGGUCUUUUCAUGGAUGGAGAGGACUCAGCCACGGCCAACCCUGUGGAGGACAUCGGCAAGUGGAGUGUGGAGGAUGUGUGUGGCUUCAUAAGCAGCCUGGCUGGAUGUGCGGAAUACACCCAGGUGUUUCGGGAGCAGGCCAUUGAUGGAGAGACAUUACCUCUGCUCACUGAGGAGCACCUGCUCAACACCAUGGGACUAAAGCUGGGGCCCGCCCUCAAGAUCCGCUCACAGGUGGCACGCCGCGUUGGCAGGCUGUUUUACAUGACAGGAUUCCCGCUGGCAUUCCCAUUUCCACCGUCUGCCGCCAUGCGCCCUCCCGAGCGGGAUAGAGACCCCCUGACCACGCCAUCUGACACCCCGAUGCCUCUCUCCCUGUCCCUGCACCAACGCCCCGCCUCCACGAGCAGCAGCUCGUCUCCGUACAGCGGACCCACGCCGGGGUGCUCCUCCCCCAAACAGGAAAACGGGAACGGUUCCGCAAUGGUGGGAAGAUGCGAGGCGAAAACUCCCUCGUAGGGGCCCACAGGCAGAGUGAGAAGACCGAGCAUGAGUCUGAGCAGGGUCACUUGAAUCAGACUGUCCUUUUCACCCACCAUCCCUUACACUGAGACCUUUAACCUGAAAUCGACGGGAAAAUAUUGGACUGGAAUGAGAAACUUUUGGACAACCUCUGCAGUAGCUGAGCAGAAUCCAAAGAAACUGGGCUCGGAGUGAAGAAAUGUGAACUGACAGAGGAACAGAGAAAAGGAAAAGGAGACAGCUGGUCACAGACGGCCUGCCAAAAAACAUGAGCAGAGCUCUGCCACAAAUGCGACAUUCUUGCAAAUCAGACAGACGCUAGCGGAAACUCUUCCUUCCUUCCUCUGCAGAAGGAAGCCCUUCUCACACCUUCUUUCUCUUGUCUCCAUCUAUGACUGCGUUGACCACAGGCCCUGCAGACAUGAAAGAGAGAUGCAUCUCCCCACUUUUCUCUGCCUCCUGUCCUUCUUCUCUGACAAUUUCCUGAGGCCAAACAGCAGUGUGGCGCUGUCUUUAGAGGCUGGAGUCGAAACACAUGCUGAGCAGCAGCAGAUCUGACCAGCUCUCUGUUCUCACUGCAACUAUGCAUUCCACUGUCCCGAUACCAAAGAUGACUGGAUGCGUGGAAUUGGAACUAGUUUUCACAACGUGUCUGCUUCUUUUUUGCAUUAAUCGUCUCAGAGGAAGACUGGUCCAACAGGGAAAUGCUAGGCUAGUGCCUCACACAAUGGACUGUAUUUGAGCUGACGCAGGUAGAGCUUUUCAUAUGCUGACAAGCAAAAGGCUUUGAACUGUCAAAAUGGUGGAGCCUCGUGGCGUGUGCAGUCAUUGUACAUUUGUGUUGACUACUUUUGGAGGUAGGAUAAACAUGCAAAAUUGUACAGAAUCACGCUUAAGAUGAAAAUAUUCUGAUGGUUACAUAAGUGGUACUUUCACUUUUUGUCAAAUGUAGUUGCACGAAUAAGGAUUUCUUUACUGAAAAAUGUGACUUGCUGAACUUUGGUGGUACUUUUUUUUUUUUUUUUUUUUUUCUAAAAAAAAAAAGAAGAAAAAAAGUGUAAUAUUAUAAAAGAUGCUCCAAUCUCAAAUGCUAUUCCAGCAUAUAAAUACGAGGACAAAAAUAUUUAUAGGACUUUUGAUGUAGUAGAUGAAAGCAGAUAUGGAUAUGUAUAAAAAUUAGCCCUUAAAAUGGAUUCCAAAGAUACUUUCACUUUGUUUUCUCUUGGUUGCAGGGAAAAGAAAAGGCACAAAGCUCUUAAUGCAAAUGUUUCGAAUUUGUUAUGGAUUUUCUUUUUUUAACAACGCAAGCAAUGAAUUAAAAUGGUCUUUAGAUUUCCCUUCAAAGUUUUGUCUUCAUCCUAUUUUUCUAUUCACCGCACAGGUGAAAUAAAUCCUAAA